Copidosoma floridanum is the source of this 1390-nucleotide messenger RNA. RefSeq lists its product as uncharacterized. Lineage: Eukaryota; Metazoa; Arthropoda; Insecta; Hymenoptera; Encyrtidae. Gene Ontology annotation, biological process: cilium organization. Gene Ontology annotation, cellular component: motile cilium; cytoplasm. Gene Ontology annotation, molecular function: protein binding. The record is from RefSeq and is a predicted model, not a curated record.
AUGGAACCUAACGAUGUUGUGUUACCUCAGGCGGAUGGCGACGCGAAACGUGGGACGAAAAAACUCGGGGAGGCAAAGGUUCCCCGGGAAAAGAAAAAAAUCAGCAUAGUGGAAGGCCCCCAGCGGAAAAAAUCCCCCGUCCAAGUGGAGAGGCACAGAAAGAGUCUCGUUUCCGAAAGGACGGUCUCUUCCAAAAGUUAUUCGUACAAAUGCGGCUUCGACGAGGAGGCACUGACCACGGUAUUCGCGAACCCGAGUCUAGACAGCCUCAUCAGUUCGCUCGCGUGUCCCUCGCCCAACAUCGGCGUCCACAGCAUGGCAUCUUUCGACUUCCUGAGCGACGAAACUCUGAGCAGAGUCGAGGCCGCGGCCUUUGCCGAAAUCCUACGCGAAGCCAUCGACCGGCUCGACCUGCUCCUUCGGACUAUUCCCAAGGACGAGCAGUCAAGCCCGAGGCAAAGGCUGGCCAGGAAAAAGAACACCUGUGACCCUGCCAACGAGCAAAUCAUGUUUUUUCCGGAAGAAGAUGGCUACGUGCCCGUUAUUCUCGGUGUCCAUCAGAAACUACUCGAGGACUGGAAAUUAGUUUACAAUGUUUUUCGCAAAGUUGCCUGCGAACUCGAAACUGACGGCACCUACGACUGGCUGUGCUCCGAAGUCAACACGAUCAUCGGUACCAAAGAGAAUAACGCGAAUCUCGAGGUCAACUUGAAAAUUUGGCUCGAUUUGGCCGGGAGGUUGCAAGGGUCGCUCGAGUCGCGGGAAAAGGAAUUCGAAAGCGAGAGGCGAGAGUACACGGAGAAAAUCGAAAGAUUAGAGAUGGAGAUCGAUAGCUCGUACUGCGUCAACAAGGAAAAAUUAGAUUACGUGCGCAGAUGGGAAGACUCGAAACUAGAGCAGCAAAACUUGCGGCAACUUUCGAGGGAAGAAUCGGUACUGGGCGAAAUCGAGGAAUUGCACAGAGCAAAGCAUACCGAUGCAAGAGUAUCCGAGGAAUUGAAAACUUAUUUAAAGUUUGUUAUAAACAACAACGAAGCCGAUGUUGAGGUGUGGACUAAUAGGUACAACGACGAAUUGGAAAGACGAGAGCAAGAAAUCAAGGAUUUACAGGAAAGGAUCGAAGAGUUGCAAGAAUUUCUCGAAGAGUCGCGUAUUUUACAAAGCCAACGGCAAGUUGUGAUAGACGAGUAUAUGGAGGAGCAGAGAAAAAUACAGGCUGAACAUGAUUAUUGGGUUGACGUUAAUACGGCCGCGACGUUGAUUCAAGCAAUUUGGAGGGGCUACAUGGUUCGGCAUAAAUUGGGCCCUUAUUCGGCAUUGAUGAAAAAAAAGAGUAAAAAGAAAAAAAAGUCUAAGAAAAAAAAAGUUAAAAAAUAACUGCCAUUUCUUC